CACGCGCAGGUUCCGACAUCAAGUUCAUAUUGCGCACAAUUCCUGAUUUGUUACCGUGUUUGAUCAUCGCUGUCAAAAUGUCAUCUGUGACGACCAAGCUACAAGAUGACAUGAGCAGCAUACCUUUGGCGGACGACGAUCCUCAGGUGAUAAUACCUGAAGAGGAAAUUUUGGACAAUAUCUCGCAUAUAUCUGAUGCAUUAGGCAGAGGACGUAGCAUGGAUUCUAUUCCAUCAACAUUUACUAAUGGGAGUUGUAGCCCCAACAGCUUAGAUCCGGAUAUUAGUCCAGAUGAGCAGGAAGAGAAAGCUAGACUGAUUGCGCAAGUUCUCGAAUUGCAAAAUACUUUAGAUGAUCUGUCACAGAGAGUGGACAGUGUGAAGGAAGAGAAUCUCAAACUGAGAAGCGAAAAUCAAGUUUUGAGUCAGUAUAUUGAGAAUUUAAUGUCAGCCUCAAGUGUGUUUCAGUCAACGAGUCCCAACACUAAGAAAAAAGAUUUGACAAACUCGAUCAGCUUUGUCGUGGAAAAUGUGGCAGCGCAGUAGAGGGGGUAAUUUACGAAUGGUGGUGAAAGUGCCUUAGCCCAUGGAGAUAAAGGAGGGAGCAUUAAGGGAUAUUAUAGGCGCGGGGAGUGAAGCCAUGGUGCGGGGGGGAUUUGACCUCUAAACAACCUUCAGCCAUAUUUAUAUGAGCCACUAGUGCUGCUAUCUAUUUGAUGAGAGUGGUAUUAUUUCAACACAGUGAGAGUAGUAUUAUUUGACGUUGAUGCGUAUUAAUCUGUUAGUGACAGGAAGAAAGUGUGAAAAAUCUUAAUAAAGAAAAAAAUUUCAGUUGAACACGAUCAUCCUUAUAUUGCAGCAUUAAUUUAUAAUAUUAUUAAUUUAGAUCAAUAUUCCAUAGAAGUCAUAAGUUACAUAGCUGGAUUUAUUGUAAGACAUUUAAUUAAAUACAUCAUGUGUGAUAUUUGUGUUAAUGCCUUAAUUGAUAAUAGUAAAUCAAAGAAAAUUAUACAAAUAAAAGAUCGUGGAAGUAUAACAUAUUCUUCAGAAAGCGUGAUAAAAAUAUACCUUGAA
This is a messenger RNA of Pseudomyrmex gracilis, 1073 nucleotides long. RefSeq names its product short coiled-coil protein homolog. Gene Ontology annotation, cellular component: trans-Golgi network. NCBI's taxonomy places the organism in Eukaryota, Metazoa, Arthropoda, Insecta, Hymenoptera, Formicidae. The transcript has 5 exons. The coding region runs from base 78 to 545 and encodes 155 amino acids. The record is from RefSeq and is a predicted model, not a curated record.